Messenger RNA from Carica papaya (papaya), 2128 nucleotides. RefSeq names its product NAC domain-containing protein 40. Gene Ontology annotation, molecular function: DNA binding. The record is from RefSeq and is a predicted model, not a curated record. NCBI's taxonomy places the organism in Eukaryota, Viridiplantae, Streptophyta, Magnoliopsida, Brassicales, Caricaceae. Gene Ontology annotation, biological process: regulation of DNA-templated transcription.
UUAUAAAAAUUUGACAAUAAUUAGAACAAUCUUGUUCUCAGGAUAUUCUUGGGAAUUGUUCUUUCAUUUCCAAAAAUGGCAGUUGUAGCAGAGUGGGCCCCGUCAUUCUCGAACAUCUUCUUCUUCCUCCUGUUGGUAUAUACUGUAUAUUUUAUAUAUAUGGUUGUAGCAGAGUGAAUCAACUUCCGUGAUGACGUUGGGAAAGCCAGUUGUAGGCCGUCAACAGCGCCAUGGAGCUCGGCCUGCAGGGGGAGUAAAAAUUUUAAAUAUAUGCGCACGUAGCAUCUGCUGUACUGUUAACGGCGAGAGAUUUGAGGACGAUGGGACCCACAUAAAGAUAAAGGUACCGACUUUCCGUCCCCCAAACUCACGCGGGGAUGCCACGUGACAAUCCUGUUCCGUACCGACGGUCUGACGUGUCUUUCACUCCGUCAGUCGCCCCCGACACAUCACUUGCACACGCAAGACCCAGAACCCCUCUAAAUUCCUUUCGGCUCCCCUGCAACUUUUCCAUUCCCGAUACUCAAAGCAACCCAUACGGUUUCAGACUCAGAUUCUCAAGCAACGAAUUCCAAUUCGAUUUCCAAUAGUCGAGCAGCCAGACGCGUAAAAAAAACAAAAACAGACCAGUAAAAUCAAACCGAAAUGACGACCGGAGGGGAGACGACUGGAGGUACUGGAAUGUCGCGAGAGACGCAGAUGUCAAUUGCUGCUUCCUCGAUGUUCCCGGGGUUCAGAUUCUCGCCGACCGACACCGAGUUGAUCUCUUACUACUUGAAGAAGAAGAUCGAGGGUUUAGAGAACUGCGUCGGGGUGAUUUCUGAGAUCGAGAUUUGUAAAUACGAGCCCUGGGACUUACCUGCAAAAUCCAUCAUAAAGUCAGAGAGUGAGUGGUUUUUCUUUUGUACUCGUGGAAGAAAAUACCCAAAUGGAUCACAAAGUAGGAGAGCAACUGAAAUGGGAUAUUGGAAAGCCACUGGCAAGGAACGCAAUGUAAAAUCAGGUUCUAGUAUUAUUGGAACAAAGCGAACUCUGGUGUUCCAUGUAGGCCGUGCCCCGAAAGGGGAAAGAACGGAAUGGAUUCUGCAUGAGUACUGCAUGAAAGGGAAUUCCCAGGAAUACGACAUGGGAUUAACUCGAAAGCUUUGGCCUGAACUGAUCACUAGUAUUAAUUUGCCAUUCUUUAUUGCAAACUUGAAGGACUCUCCGGUUGUUUGCCGCCUUAGGAGGAAUAGCGAAUUCCGUCAAAAUAGCAGCUCAAAUCAGGCUUCGGCGAGUCUAACACAACUGUCACCUUUGCAUCCCAGCAGCUAUGCAAUCUCGGAAGGCAACACCGACCAGACAGGGAACUCUGAAGGAGAUAAGAUACUUGAAUGGUUUUCUAAGAAGUGUAGUAGCAGUUAUGAUUCUCAUUCCACAGAGCAAAUUGAUUCAGCAUCUGAAUCUGAGCGCAAACAUUUGAACGAGGUUACAGCAUCUUGCAGCCACCCAAAAGAAUCUGAUGAUGAAGAUUGGUAUGCUGAAAUAUUGAAAGAUGAUAUAAUAAAGCUAGAUGAAUCUUCACUACUUACUCCUGCUCCGCCGCCGGUGGUUGCCAGUAAGUACGAGCCUGAGAAGAAAUAUGAAGUGGCAGUAGGAGCAGUAGCUUCAACUGCAGUUGCUUAUAGCAAUGAGAACACCAUGCUUAAAUUCAGGAAGCCAGCGGAAGUGGUUUCGCAUGCAGAGGCACCGGAUGAUGAGAAAUCAAAAUCAAAAUCAAAAUCAAAAUCAACAUCAAAACCUUCCAUUUUAGAUAAACCACCGUUCUGUUUAAUCAGUAUAUUGUCAGGCGGGAGGGUAAAGCGACUGCAAUUGUAUGUUGUUUUCGUAGUUGUUUCUUUGCUGGCUUUGAUUCUGAUUCUUUCCUCUAGGAAGCUCGGGGCGGGUGCAGGCGACCAUGUUCGCUUUCUGUAAACUACAUACCAUAGUUUUCUUUUCUUUCUUUUUCUGGGUCGGUUCUCCUGGUUGCCAAUCGAACAAAUCAAGAACCCUCAUAUACUGUUAUAAUAUAGGUAUAAUCGGCUUGUUCAAACAGUUUAUAUGGGCAUUAAGUUCUUGGAGAGUUCGACAGAGCUAUGAACUUCAAUCA